AAGAGAAACAAGAGAGAGAGAGAGAGAAAGAAGAGAGAGAGAGAGAGAUGGAGAUCGGAAGCCAUUCUCAAUCUGGUAAAGAAUCCCAUCUUUCUCCUUCCAAAUCCCAAUCCAUGAAGAAACCUGGUGGCUGGAGGGCCAUCAAAUACAUUCUUGGAAAUGAAUCGUUCGAAAAAUUGGCGUCGAUGAGCCUAAUAGCCAACAUAACGGUGUAUUUACGAACAAAGUACAAUUUGAGCGGCAUACUUUUGGUUAAUGUUGUCACGUUAUGGGCUGGCACAUCGAACGUCUCGUCCAUCGUCGGCGCCAUUGUUUCCGAUGCUUAUUUGGGACGGUUUCUCACUCUCCUCUGCGGUACCAUUUGUUCACUUUUGGGAAUGGCAGCUAUGACACUAACAGCAAGUAUAUCCGAACUAAGGCCGCCGCCAUGCCAAGAGCCGGCACUCUGCAUGCAGCCCCACAAAUGGCAGCUGGCGUUACUCUUCGCCAGCCUGGGCCUCAUCGCUAUCGGGGCGGGGGGUAUCCGCCCCUGCAACAUCGCGUUCGGGGCCGACCAGUUCGACACCAACACGAAAAAGGGGCGGGCCCAGCUCGAGAGCUUCUUCAACUGGUGGUACUUAUCGUUCACCAUCGCCCUCAUCUUCGCCCUCACUGGUGUCGUCUACAUCCAGACGAACGUCAGCUGGGUGAUCGGCUACGCGGUCCCCACUGCAUGCCUCGCCCUCUCCAUCACCAUCUUCCUCUUCGGCCGCCACACGUACAUCUACAAGCCCGCGCACGGCUCCGUAUUCGCCGACAUGGCGAAGGUCGUCAUCGCCUCGUAUAGAAAACGUAAGACGAGAUUGGACAACGGCUGCUCGUACUACAACCCUAAUAACGAGAUAGACACCGAGGAAGCGUGCAAAUCUAAGGUUAAGUGGCUCAACAAGGCCGCUAUCAUAGUACACGACCAAAACGAGCUCGACUCGAACGGUGUCCCGAUCAACAGUUGGCGGCUUUGUAGCAUGAAGCAAGUCGAGAAUUUGAAGUGCUUGGUCGGAAUAUUGCCCGUCUGGAUAGCCGGUAUCGGGUGCUUUCUCGUAAUGGAUCAACAAAGUACGUUCGGAGUAUUGCAAGCGAUUCAAAUGAACCGAUCGAUAGGGAAGCACUUCCAAAUCCCACCCGGUUGGAUGGGAAUAUCCUCCAUGAUAGCUCUGUCGAUAUGGAUACUACUUUACGAGAAGCUCUACAUUCCGAUGGCGAAAAAAUACCUGAAAAGGGAUUCGAGGAUGGAGAUGGAGCACAGGAUCGCCAUCGGGAUAGUGAUGUCGAUCCUGUGCAUGAUCGUUGCGGGGACCACCGAGACGAGGCGGCGGACCCUCGCACUGAGGAACGGCUCGUUCGAGUCGCCCCUCCACGUCUACAUAUUGCUGCCGCAGUUCGCGCUCUCGGGUCUGACCGAAGCGUUUGCCGCGGUGGCAUUGAUGGAGUUCUUCACGAGGCAGUUGCCGGAGAGUAUGAGGAGCGUCGCCGGUUCGGUUUUCUUUCUUAGCUUGUCGGUGGCGAGCUAUUUGAGCUCGUUGAUUGUGAACGUGAUGCACUCUUUGACGGCCGGGAGGGGGAAAACGGCGUGGCUCGGCGGGCAUGAUCUUAACCAUAAUAGGCUUGAGAAUUACUACUUCUUGAUUGCGGGACUCGGAGGCGUUAAUUUGCUUUACUUUUUGUUUUUCGCGAGGAAAUAUGUUUCGUUUUCGAAAGAUGUGAAAGAGGGGGAAGAAGAUGAAGAAGUGGAGUUGGAGAAUGUCAAGUGAUGUUAUGAUUUUUUUAUUCCCUCUUUGCUUUGAGGUUGUGUUCUAUUAAUUAGGGUUAACUAUU
Molecule: messenger RNA, 1854 nt
Organism: Erythranthe guttata (spotted monkey flower)
Lineage: Eukaryota; Viridiplantae; Streptophyta; Magnoliopsida; Lamiales; Phrymaceae
Product: Major facilitator superfamily protein
Biological process (GO): transmembrane transport
Cellular component (GO): membrane
Molecular function (GO): transmembrane transporter activity
Source: RefSeq, a predicted model, not a curated record